Molecule: messenger RNA, 2493 nt
Organism: Nelumbo nucifera (sacred lotus)
Lineage: Eukaryota; Viridiplantae; Streptophyta; Magnoliopsida; Proteales; Nelumbonaceae
Product: RNI-like superfamily protein
Biological process (GO): SCF-dependent proteasomal ubiquitin-dependent protein catabolic process
Cellular component (GO): SCF ubiquitin ligase complex
Source: RefSeq, a predicted model, not a curated record
UUUCUGGCCCAUCCAUCCAUUCCAACUCUUUAAUUUGUAAAUGGCAAAAUUUACUAAUUAAUUUGAUUUUUAUUUAGUUGUCAAUUACCAUAAUUUCCAUGCUCUCCCCUCUUUUUAUUUUACUAAAUUUUACAUUUGGAGUUUAACCCAAUAUUCCUAAUUCAAUUUCCUAUAUCUUAUCCCUACCUCCUCCCUCCAGAGAACAAACAUGUAUCACAAUUGCAUCUGCCACGUGGUCGAAACUCUCAACUUUUUAAACUCUUCUCUUCAACUUCGCUAUGCCUCGACGCAACUCUCUAGUCUACGUCGCAUUCGCAUCCUCCUUUCUUCUCCUUUAUCCUCACGACUGUUUUGCUAUUGUUGUUCUUCUUCUUCUUCAGCCUGCUUCUCCCCAACUAGAAUCGAAAGUCCAAAAGCUAGCUAGCUCUUCGAUUUUCUCUCUGCUGCCUACCUUUACAAUCGAAUUCGAUUCUAUUCCCCACUCCCUAGUAUUUGGUCUCUAUCCAUCUCCACCAAUUCUUCAAUAAAAGGACGACGUCCUCUUUGUUACUUUCUAGAAAGAAGAAAAGGAAGACGAUUGGGAAGAGUAAGAGAGAUGGAUAGUUUACUAUGCGAUGAACUUGUUCAAGAAAUAUUUCAGCGCCUCCCACCGUCGAUGUCCUACACCGUUCCGCUUGUCUGCAAGCGCUGGCUCUUCCUCCAUCGGACCUCUAAGUCUUCCCUUUCCGUUCGUCUGCCUACCCAUCCUUACUCAAUCUCUUCCUUCUCUUCUUUGCUCUCUCGUUACCCCCGUCUCUCUUCCCUUACCGUCAUCAUAGAUAACUCCAGUACUCCCCUUUUUUCAUCGGAUUCUAGUGCUGAAACGGAAGCCGUUCAUGGGCCCUCCUUAUUCUGGGAUCACCGCCUUCUUUCUGUGGCUUCCAAUUGUUCUUAUCUCCGCCGUCUUCGAUUCUUAGCCGGACCCGUCUCACCCUCUUCUCUCGUUUCUCUAUCUUCCUCCUGUAAACACCUCGUCUCUCUUAGUAUCUCCUCUUUUCGCCCUUUCUCAUUCCGUUGGCUCACCUCCUUUCCUUCUCUCAAGGAGCUCUUCGUCGUUGAAUCCCAUACCGCAAAUUCCAUUCACUUUCCUACUCUGGAAUUCGAUUCCGACGACGAUGACGAUGGAACCCAUACCUCUCUGCCAGCGUCUGAAUUGCCUUUGGAAAGUCUCUGCCUGACGGGAAUCGGUGCAGGCGAUCGCCGGAUGGGUUGGCUAUGGAGAAGAUGCACAAAGCUCCGGAGACUGCAAUUGCGGAGCUGUGAAGGUACGGUCGACGGCGCCUCUUUUUCUUCCUUCGUUAGGUGCUUGCAAGGUCUCCAAGAGUUGGAACUCAGGACAUGUAGGACGAUUGCGGAUGGGGUCUUGUUACGAUUAGCUGAACACGGAAGCUCUCUCAAUUCUCUCCUUAUAUACGAUGGAGGUAGCAGGGACGGUCUCCGCCAGUUUAUAAGGCGUUGCAGCUCCACCCUGCAGAAGCUUGACCUGCGUUUACCUCUCGACCUCGAUAACGACCACCUCUCCGCUGUUGCGGAGAACUUUCUCGGUCUUGUCAGCCUUCGGCUCCAAAGUUGCUGCCUUGUCACAGGUGAAGGACUCAAGACCCUUGGGACGGCCAUGAGCGCCGGACUUGAGGAAUUGGCGCUUAUUAACUGUGACGUGGUUGAAAGAGAACCUGGAUUGCUAGUCACCUUGGGCCAGAGCCUAAGAGUGCUCAGGAAGUUAGAUUUGUCUCAUAACGAGAUGUUGCUCGAUAAGGAAUUUGUUUCCAUGCUCGUUUCCUGCAAAAAUUUGGUAGAUAUUAAGCUGAGAGGAUGCAAGAAUCUCACGGAUGUUGCACUGGUUUCCAUCUUCAAAAACUGCAAGCUUUUGGAGAGUCUGGACAUUUUACACUGUUGUUGGAUUGGGGCCAAGGAAGUUGAGUUCUUUGUUCUCAACCACCCAAGAUUGAGGCGGCUUGAGGUUGAAGAAAGCAAGCUAUCUGGUGGUGCUAAGAUGUGGGCAUCCCAGAAAUUCAUCGAAUUUGUUGGUUGAUUGAUGAACCAAUGAAGGAAGACAACCAAUCAAUUUUACGUUAGGUUUUAAAUGAAACAGUCUCAGACUGGCUUCUUCUACUUACUGGAGUAAGAGAAAAAAGGGGGGCGGGGGGGAUACACUUGGUCAAAGAACUCUGCAACAACUACAAGUACUCUUAGUACACCUGAAAAUUCAGUGCCACGUUUGGCCUAUUUUUACAAGGAUUCGAUGGAUGCUUCAUCUGGCAAAACUUUGGUAAUCGAGCAAAUAUAUAUUGUUUGAGGACAUUCAUUGGUCUGUAGUUCUUCCGAAUUCUAAAACCCAAUAUGCUUUACUAGUUUUCUUUUAUUUAAACUACAGUAACAUUUUAGAAGAUUGAGAUGUUAAAAUCUCAGUAUUAGAACUCGAUGAGUUGAUCUGAACUCAAAUCAUUGAUCAAG